Messenger RNA from Seminavis robusta, 1545 nucleotides. The record is from the annotation of a GenBank genome assembly. NCBI's taxonomy places the organism in Eukaryota, Bacillariophyta, Bacillariophyceae, Naviculales, Naviculaceae.
AUGCAGUCUCUACUACAGAGGGGUGGCAUGGCUGCUGUCGAGCUGGCACCAGGUGGGCUUGGCGAGGUAGUGAUCCGUCAUCAUAGAAAGAUUUUUGGUUCGAUGUGUGUUGGAACACGUGAAAAGAGACACCAGCCUCAUGUGAGUGGCAACAGGCCAGUUGGUGACUAUGUCAAUAAUAGCAUGAUCCUGGAACGGGCCUGCCAACAAAGCUCGACAACAAGUAUCUCCAUUGAUCAGGGCCUGACCUCUUCCACGAGACGCCGCGAGAGCUCCGCCCCUGCAGAAUUAAUUUCCAAAACAGUUGUGGGGGUGGGGCCACUCACCUGUGUGGCUCCGAUUCACAUUCUCUCCUUUUUCGGUCUUCUGCCACCACAUCAUCUUGGCCACGCCAUUUCCAACCCAAGAAAGAACAGCAAAGAGAUGGAAGCCUACCUGCAGAUGAAGGGGAUGGGCGAUACUGAGACUAAGGAUACAAGGGCAAAGAAUGAUCGCAUCUUGAAUUCGACAGUCAAGUUCAUUAGGGCCAGAAGCAAUGACAACGAGAAAUCAUCUUUCGACCAGUCCGUGGUGGAAAACAUGGAUUGUGCGAGUAGCAGGGAUAGGGCACCUAGGGACCAUUACUUUCCCACGCAACCAAUCCUGAAACGGAUGAGCCUUGAAGACGGGAACGUAGAGAUGAUGCAUUUCCGUCCCAUGUUGAGACGUCCCCUUUUAAAGCAAUCUUUAAAGAAAGGGAGCCGGCAAGCCAGGACAAGGUUUAUUUGGAGCAGCACCAUUGAUGUUGACGAGUAUCAAACAAGACGUGCGGAGGCAGUUGUCAACAGAUAUGGGCUACACGAGAAAGGGGAUUGUCUGGAAAUGUUCUCCGGUUCUAUGCUAACAAACAACCACACUCCAAGCAGAGAACAGUUGAUGAGGAAACUUGUCCUGGUCAAAGACGGGGCACUGGAUAAAGGCGGAAGGUUUUUGACAGUAUGCAUCCCAAUGGAACGAGUGAAUGGUGUGCCUGGGCUGGAGGCCCACCUUCGUGUGCUGUGUGGAGUGGACCCUACCACAAAAAAUGACCACGCUGAUGUUAUCAAGAGGCACCAACGUUGCAAGCCUUUCAUGCAACUUGUGAUAAGAGAGGCUGAACAUGUGUCCAGUGGUGUGGGUCCAUUCAACAAUCUGUAUGGUCCCGGUUUUGAGAGUCUGGCACAUCAGCACGCGACGCCAAAUGCACAGCAGCCACAGGCAAGACGACAAAAUGGAGUAGCAAAACCACAACAGCACAGCCAACAAGGAGAUUCUUCACCUCUACCACUGCCGCCACUACCCCAGCAGCCACCACUGUCCCACCAGCCAGCACCGCCCCUUCCCCGGCCAAACACAACCCAGUCUCUCCACACAGAACCAGAGUGCAAGAAGCAACCAAGGUCUGGCAACGAGGAAUGUCGUGACUUGAAGGUGCCUGCAUUGACAAAAAGUGUGAACAUAGUCGAUUGCUGCUCCGACAAUCCUCCGUUUGACUCCGGGUUUCCUGUUCGUUCCAUUCCCGUGUGA